Molecule: messenger RNA, 1013 nt
Organism: Ornithodoros turicata
Lineage: Eukaryota; Metazoa; Arthropoda; Arachnida; Ixodida; Argasidae
Gene: mRpS2
Product: small ribosomal subunit protein uS2m-like
Exons: 4
Coding region: 42-851 (269 amino acids)
Biological process (GO): translation
Cellular component (GO): mitochondrial small ribosomal subunit; ribosome
Molecular function (GO): structural constituent of ribosome
Source: RefSeq, a predicted model, not a curated record
UUGCGUCCAUCGUGAGCACCGGCGGCGGCAAGUCAACAAAAAUGGCGCUGUCCAUAAGAAGGAUCGUGCUUGACCGACUACGAUUAUGCGCUGCCACCUGUCAAACGCAGGCUCACAAGCAGCCUUUAGGCACGCAGUCAUUUCAUCAGCAACAAACAGCGGUGCAACAGAAAGUAAACGAACAAGAAGGCACAGAGAAACAACUCGCAGCUUCCCCAUUACAACAUCCCGACUACUUUGGCCUUCAUAAGAUAAUCAGUGUAAAGGAACUGUUUGAUGCAAGGGUGCAUUUAGGCCACAAAGAGGGCUUGCUAAACGUGCACAUGAAGCCAUACAUCUUUGGCUCCCGUUUGGGUUGCCAUAUCAUAGACCUGGACCAGACGGUUCUUCAUCUGCACCGUGCAUUGAAUGUAGUCGCACACAUCGCUUACAGGGAUGGAGUGAUACUUUUUGUGUCACGUAAUCUGCAGAUGGCACACUUCAUAGAAAACACUGCGCAAGAGUGCAAAGAAUUCGCAAACACCCGUGCCUGGCCACAUGGUCUCCUGACGAACUCCACUCGCCAGUUUGGCACGGAGACAAGGUUGCCGGACUGCAUUAUUCUGCUCUCAACGCUGGACACCGUCUUUGAGCAGCACUUGGCGGUCGUAGAGAGCUGCAAAAUGCUGAUUCCCACUGUAGCUAUUGUGGACACCAACAGCGACCCGACCUUGAUCACGUACCCAGUUCCCGGGAACGACGACACUCCUUCGUCCAUCGAGUUGUACUGUCGCCUGUUCAAGGAGGCCAUCCUGAGAGGGAAGGCUCGAAGAAAGCAGGACGAAGAAAGUCGCGGGGUGGUUGAAAGUUAGAGAGCAAGCUGUUGGAUUGUAAAUUGUUACGUCUUUUCUUUUUUUUUUUUCUGUGCACGUAGUGGAGCAGGAAGUGUGUCAAUUAUAGUGCAUUAUCAGUGUUUUGUGAUUGUUUGGCUAUACAGGAGACUGUGGCUUAGUAAAGAUCCCACGGCAGAUGCA